AACAGUUAUAACUUUUUUGUCUUUAAUUUCACGCAUUCAGCAUCAUCAUGAAGAAGUCGUUCGGAAGUAGCAAGAACAAGAAUAAGGAAAAAAAGACACCUUCCAAGGAGGCGCCUGCACCACAAACAUGGGAGGAGUACAUGGAGGAGGGCGUUCUGCUUGAGGAAAAGGGUGAGCGUUAUGGCACAGGUGACAAGGCGAGGCGUUACUAUGAGAAGGCUGGAGAUAUGUAUAACAAGGCUUGCAAACUUAAUCCCGAGGAUUCUGACUGUCUUUACAAUUUUGGAAGAGUCCUCUACAUCUUGGUUGACUUUACGCAUUCGACCUGCCAGAAACUCUCUUUGCUGAACGCAUCAAUUGUACGGUUCAGAUCCGCUCUUCAUUAUGACCCCGAUAAUACCGACACCCUCUUCAAUCUUGGACAGGCAUUGACCACCCAUGCUGAGGUCGUCCAGGACCAUGAGGAGGAUGAGGAGGAUGGGGAUGGCCAGGAUCAUAGGCAUGGAGACGAAGAUAAUUUUCAGGGAAGCCCAGAAGAACGUGCAGUAUUAGAGCUUUUGGAAGCCAUCAAAUUGUUCGAAACUUGUUAUUCCAUCCAACAGCGAGAGUUGUACGCGGCUGUCCAACAGGCCAGCUCAAAGGACAACGGAGUUACAGAGGAGAAGACUGAGGGGUCGGGAGAGCAUGAGAAACAGGAGCUAUCCAACUCAGCAGGCGUUUUGAUUGACACAUUGAUUUCCGCCUCUCAAGCUUUGACUUCAUUAGCCUUCUUGGUCGAUACUGUUGAACGCUCCCAGACAUACUAUAAACAGGCGAAGGAUAGGCUUGAAAUUGCCCUCGGAGUGGUCAACGAUAAGCUACUCUGGCCUGAUGAGGAAGAAGAGAGUUCGUCUAGUAGUAAGGGUAAAGAAAAGGAUGCUGCCGCAGAGUUGCUUGUCGAGGGCGAAAUUGAGGAUGUACAGCCUGCUACCAAGCCUAUUUCGAAGUUCCGUGAAGCUCAAUCUCAGAACGAAACUGUCAGUCGGAAGGAAAAGAUUUGUGACAUCCAUCUCCAGUACUCCACUGUCCUGUCGUCUCAGACUGAACGCAGUUACCAAGAUACAGGCAAGAUUUCGGAGGACCUGUACGAUGAGGCGCUACAGCACCUUGAUGUGGUCUUGCGUCACCAACCCCGCCAUGUCGAGGCAUUGUGUGACAAGGGUGAUCUUUUGGGUGCCUGGGCUCAGGGUUUGGCUGCCCUUGACCAGGGAGCUGAUUUGUCUGAUAGCGACAUUGAAAGAUUCGACUCUUCAUCCAGCAUUACGUUAGGAACGAGCGAUGUGAUCGCAGCUGAGCCUAGUGCCUCUUCAACUGAUCUUCGAAAGAGCAGUCGCCCCGUUAGGACCUGGCAGUUGUUUGCCUUUGCCACGCGCGCAUUCCUUUCUGCUUUGGAGGUAGAGCCUCAAAACACUUCUAUUCUCGAGAAGCUUGGUGAUAUUCACUGGUCGAGAUCGCUCUUGACAUCGCCUGUUGCGCUCAAGAAUCGUUCAAUGUUGCUGAACAAUGCAAGCGUGUACUAUCGCUUCGCCUGGGAAUCAUGCCGUGAUGGAUCCACUGAAAAUGUGGACGAAGAACAAAGGAUGGAGAUUUUAUUGAGUUGGGCACAAGUCUUAAGGGCGAUACCUGGCAAGGAGGAGGAAGUUCUCCGCGUUCUUAAGCAAUGGAAGCGUUUGGGUGGUACUAAGGAGAUGCUCAUGGAGUUGUUAGAGGGCAACUCUGGCGAUAUUUUGAAAGAAGACUUUAUCGAGUUUGCAUUGAAACGUCUUCACAAGGGUUUUUAAGUCCAUUUUUUUCUUGCAAAUAUUGUGAUAAAAUAAAAUAAAAAAAAUAAAGCAUACG
Lobosporangium transversale is the source of this 1878-nucleotide messenger RNA. RefSeq lists its product as hypothetical. Gene Ontology annotation, molecular function: protein binding. Bases 48 to 1820 code for a protein of 590 amino acids. The record is from RefSeq and is a predicted model, not a curated record. NCBI's taxonomy places the organism in Eukaryota, Fungi, Mortierellomycota, Mortierellomycetes, Mortierellales, Mortierellaceae. The transcript has 4 exons.